Orbicella faveolata is the source of this 2339-nucleotide messenger RNA. RefSeq names its product proto-oncogene tyrosine-protein kinase receptor Ret-like. Lineage: Eukaryota; Metazoa; Cnidaria; Anthozoa; Scleractinia; Merulinidae. The record is from RefSeq and is a predicted model, not a curated record. Gene Ontology annotation, cellular component: plasma membrane; signaling receptor complex. Gene Ontology annotation, molecular function: transmembrane receptor protein tyrosine kinase activity; ATP binding. Gene Ontology annotation, biological process: multicellular organism development; protein phosphorylation; positive regulation of kinase activity.
GCAGCAGUAGUUGGAGUUCUUGUGUUUAUAAUCAUUUGUCUGAUUCUUUACAUUGUUUGGCUACACAAGAAAGGCACUGCUGGUAAACAGAGGCGCUAUAAAGGAGAGAGAGGUGUUUAUGACAAUGAAAUGGCACUGGACGAUCUUCAACCAAGUAGUUCUAUUCCGAGUAACUCUACCCAGCCUCGCUCAGAAUACAUGGACCUAUCAAAAGCAACUACAGCCAACGAAGAAACACAACGUGUUGUUCAAAGUGCUGAGUACGCGCCUCUUCAUCCAUCAACACGUUCUUGGGAAGUUGAAAAGCAGCAAGUGACAAUAGAAAAGAUAAUUGGUAAAGGCGCUUUUGGUCAGGUUGCCAAGGGAACAGCAACAGGACUUCGGGGCAGGCCUGGAAAGACGACAGUUGCCGUCAAAAUGCUGAAAUAUAAUUCUCCCGAAUCAAACAGGAGAGAUUUACUGAGAGAACUUGACACAAUGAAGCAACUCAAACCACAUCCCCACGUCAUCAAACUACUGGGAUGUGUCACAGAAACUGAGCCUCUAAUGGUAAUAAUCGAGUAUGUACCUUAUGGAGACCUGCUGGGAUACCUGAGAAAGAGCCGUGGACUGAAUGACACUUACUACAAAGACCCGGAUAUAAAACCACAAACAAGUCUGACGUCACAACAGCUGAUGACGUUUGCUUGGCAAAUUGCUGAUGGCAUGAGUUACCUUUCUUCAAAAUCUAUUAUCCACCGAGACCUGGCAGCUCGUAAUGUGCUGGUUGGUGAAAGAGAAACAUGUAAGGUGACAGACUUUGGAAUGGCUAGAGAUGUUCAGCAGGACAACAUUUAUGAAAAAAAGACAAAGGGCCGUCUUCCAGUCAAAUGGACUUCUUAUGAAGCGCUGUUGUAUGGAACGUACACCACCAAAAGUGAUGUAUGGAGCUAUGGAGUUGUCCUUUACGAGAUUUUUACGAUAGGUGGUUCACCGUAUCCACGAAUGGAUGGCAGAAAAAUUCAUGUGGAUGACAAAUUGUAUCAGAUAAUGAUGAAAUGCUGGGAAAAUGACCCGGAUAAAAGACCAACAUUCACUGAUUUGAAAAACCAGCUUAAGGAUAUGGAGAACCAACACAGGCGGCUGAUCAACAUGAAGAUGUUCGACAAGACGCAGUUAUACGCAAACGCCGAGGACUUGGUCGUGUAAACUAGCAGAACUUUCAUCACUGCCAAGCAGCAAAUAUUCAUUGAUUAUUUCCGUUAUCAGUUUUCGUAAUGUCGUGUUUUGCUCGAAAAUGGAUAAACUAUUACAUUAGUCUUAAGCUACCAAGUUAAGUUGCUUUACUUGCUACCCUUUUUAUUCCCAAGUAUCUACGUAUGUCGAUAGGCUGUGACAUCCAUUUUCUUGUCUUCGAUUCACUCAGUAACUGAUGUCCCUGUCAAUUUAAAUGCCAAAAGUUUAGCAACUGAGACCUUUUCCAAUUGACAAAGCCAAGAAGAUCUAGCUGAAGUUGUGCAGCAUAAAUGUCGUUUCAAAGUCACUGGAAAAUUCCUCUCGCGCAACUUUUAUUUAAAAAGAAAGAGUAAACAGGCGUGUAAAUGAGAAAAUACGAUAAAAGAAGCGAAAAAGGAUAAUGCAAGUAAGGCGGUUUCUUGGUAAAGUACUGGGAGUUAACAGAGAUUACGGGUUUUUAGGACUUUUAGGAAUAGAAACAUCAUAUUGCCGAUGUUACCGUAUUAGUCAUUGCUGUAGGCUUGUAUUUUCAAGGAAAAUUUUUCGACGUUUUGAAAAACGCUACCAAUUGCUUUAGAAAAGCUCGGUAGUUUUUUAUUUUUAACAUUCCCAAUUUGAAAUAGGUCGCUACUGUUUAUCAGCGAGCAGUCUAAAGAUGCGUGUGUACUAUAUUUUUUACAAGUAAUUUUUAAAGAUUCCCAUGAAAUUUCCUGCAUAGGAACGUCAUAUGUAAUUAAACUAAGCCUGGUUUUAAACGACUUUGCUCAGAAAUGCCUCACAUUAGCCACAAAAUGACUACAAACAUUUAAAGAGCUUGUGAAACUAAGUAAUUGAUGAAAUGUUUACCUCUUUGUGUGUGAUAUUCGAGGAGAAAUUGGCUUUCAAAAACUGAAAAAUUUCUUGAUAGCAAAAGUGCUAAUUAGCUCUUAUUUUCUUUGUAAAAUGUUUAGUUAUUAAACCCGCGUCGCACAAAAAGUAGUCAUUACAGCAGGCGGAUAUUCCUUGGGACAGUUAAUCGUGUUGUGCCCUUUCAAUGUACAAAAGUAAUGCUUUUGUAGCUCCAUCAGAAACUGUAUCGCUAAUGCUAAUGAGGCAAAUAUUGUAAAUAAAGGUAUUCCUAUAUG